This is a messenger RNA of Phycomyces blakesleeanus NRRL 1555(-), 351 nucleotides long. RefSeq lists its product as hypothetical. The transcript has a single exon. Gene Ontology annotation, molecular function: protein tyrosine/threonine phosphatase activity; MAP kinase tyrosine/serine/threonine phosphatase activity. Gene Ontology annotation, cellular component: cytoplasm. Gene Ontology annotation, biological process: negative regulation of MAPK cascade; protein dephosphorylation. The annotation marks the transcript as partial. NCBI's taxonomy places the organism in Eukaryota, Fungi, Mucoromycota, Mucoromycetes, Mucorales, Phycomycetaceae. The record is from RefSeq and is a predicted model, not a curated record.
UUAGAGGACGCAAAGCGACACCACGAUCCUAUUUAUGUACAUUGCAAGGCAGGAAAAUCUCGAUCGGUUACUGCAAUUCUCGCGUAUCUUAUUUCAUCCGAGCGCUGGACUCUGAAGCAAGCGUACUGCCAUGUUAUCAAAGCAAGGCCCAAUAUGUCUCCCAACAUUGGAUUUAUCGCCGAACUGAUGAAGAUGGAAGGAAAAGUUCAUGGCCGAGUGAGCAGUUUUAUGGAAACAGAUUGGCAAUCCACUGCACAUGCUAGUGCAGCAUUUACUUAUGAAAUUGACCAGUUACAGCUUGCCUGGCAAAAUUCACCUUUGGACACAGCCCAGCCAAUGUCUUUAAAGUAG